AUGCCCCCAAGAAAACAGGCGGCACUGAGGGCCAAUGGCCUGUCCAGGGUUUCCAAACUACCCGGGAUCAAACACAAUGCUCCGAGGUCCACUGCCCACUUUUUCCCUCUGGAUUCUGACGAUUCUGUAGCUGAUGAUACCCCUCAAAAAAAGAGAGCUCAGCCGUCGAAGAAGACCAGAUCGAUCUUAGGAGGCACCAACAGUCUAAAAGCUAUGUUCUCCAAUUCCCAGGAACCCCCGAAAGAAGACGAAGAUCCAAGCCCAGAUACAACCCCAAUCAAAAAACCAGCUAAACGAGGACGAAAACCGAAAAAGGCCGCUGCAAGUCCACAAGCCCCCAUCCACGAAGCAAGCACACCAAAGUCAAUGCUCAAGCGAGCCACUAAGCUGCUCGAGCUGCCCGAAAAUACGAAACCAUUCAGAUUUGACGACAUUGAAGACGCUCGACUGCCGAGACGGCUCAAAGCGCCUCGCCAAAAGGAGAAAAGCGAAACGCUUCCAAAGAAACGCCGCAAGAAGCAGGUCGAAGACGACGACGAAUACGUUGAACAGCAUUCCCAGCAUACCUUACAGCUUACUGACAGUGAGCGCCCUGGUCCAGUGAGGCGAAGCUCUUACAGUAAUCGAGGCAAGAGGGUACUGUCAGUAGGGAACGGGUUUGUUGCAAAGCCCCAUGACGAGAUGUCUGCGAGGGACUACUUCAAGGUUGUUGAUGGAUCCUUGCCUGGACCAUCACGCAUGCGUCAAAUUCUCGUGUGGUGUUUCAAGAAAAAACUUCAACAAGAUCGUGAAAAGGACGGGCCUGAAACCGAUACGGCGAAAGGAAUUGCUAAAGUUAUCCAAAGUGAGAUUUUGGAAGAUUUGGUGGGUAAAAAAAUUGACACCAGCUGGCUUCUGGCAAGGCGGUUUGACACGGCCGAACUACAAGGCAAACGCAUCAUCAAGAGUAACCCGCUUAAUGAUGCUAAUCGCGAAAGCGUCGAGGUCUUCCAACAAAAGCUACGAGAACUACGGCAAGAGAAAGUCCUUUGGCAAAAUGCCUUUGACGCAAGCGUCAAGCCUCUUGAAGGCUUAGGCGUCAAUAAUGAGGACGAAGAAGGCAAGUAUAGCCGCGAGUUCAAGGAAUACGUGAAACAGAAGGACCCGGCGCUCGGAGCUGUGCUCCAAGAAGAGCAUCUCGAGGCGCUUUCACAGCAUGUGCAGCAGGUGGAAGCGGGUGUCUCGGAGAAACUCGAGACGAAUAUGGCGCAAUUGUUCCAUACGGCAUAUCAACUCAGCAAGAGUGUUGAACUUGUUGGGAAGAUUAAGAACGAGCUGCUUGCUCCUCAAGUAACCCAAAUUGUCAAAGACUUUAUGGAAAGGGGUCGCCAUAGCGAGGAGGUGACGAAAAUUGGUGCCAGAGAGCUUCUACGGGGCAUUUCUCGAGUUGACUUGCGCCAGUGA
Messenger RNA from Candidozyma pseudohaemuli, 1443 nucleotides. RefSeq lists its product as uncharacterized. Bases 1 to 1443 code for a protein of 480 amino acids. The transcript has a single exon. NCBI's taxonomy places the organism in Eukaryota, Fungi, Ascomycota, Pichiomycetes, Serinales, Metschnikowiaceae. The record is from RefSeq and is a predicted model, not a curated record. Gene Ontology annotation, biological process: cell division; mitotic sister chromatid segregation. Gene Ontology annotation, cellular component: MIS12/MIND type complex.